CACACUCACUCGCAUCCACCAUAGCCAGAGUCUCCACACACACACACACACACACACUCACUCGCAUCCACCAUGAUCAGAGUUUGUCUGCUGCUGCUGCUGCUGCUGCUGCCUGCCAGUUCGGCGCUUGUCCAUCAUCUGAUACGGCUCCCUGACGCUGCCAGUGUGUGGGGUGUGUUCGAGGUGUCCCAGGUGCCCCACUACUCCUUCAACGCAUCCGUCGCCAGGGACGUCUGCCAGCAGAUGGGCGUCACCAUGGCAACCAAAGACCAGGUGGAGCAGGCCCUGCAUCACGGCCUACAGACCUGCAGGUUCGGCUGGGUGGAUGAGCAGAUCGCCGUGGUUCCCCGGCUGCAGGCCGUCAGCACCUGUGGUCAGAACCGCACGGGCCUGGUGACGUGGCGCGCUGCAGUCACCUCCCUCUUUGAUGUGUUCUGCUUCAACCAAACAGAUCAUGAGCUCCAACUGAGUGGCACAACAACGACGGAACGCCCCCUCAGAACGAGCACGUCUUCCUCACCCUCCUCUUCCUCAACUCCACCCUCCUCUUCCUCCUCAAUAUCUCCCACAGUCAAUCAAGGGGAGGAGGCCCUGAAUAGCAGACAGACAGCAGCUGCAGAGAUACCCACUGUGCUCGUGAUCUCUGUGAUGCUUGUGCUGCUGCUACUGGGAGUCACCACUCUAUGGUACAUCAGGAGGAAGGGGAGCUCCUGCCCCCUGCUGGGAGGACGAGGUCACUGCAAGCCCAGCGACACUGAACUGAAGGAGGCCUGCAUGGUCCACAUCACCUCCACCCAAACACUUAACACAGCACCAACCUCCACCCAAACACUUAACACAGCACCAACCUCCACCUCAACACUAAACACAGCACCAACCUCCACCUCAACACUUAACACAUCACCUCCACCUCAACACUAAACACAUCACCUCCACCUCAACACUAAACACAGCACCAACCUCCACCCAAACACUUAACACAGCACCAACCUCCACCUCAACACUAAACACAGCACCAACCUCCACCUCAACACUUAACACAGCACCAACCUCCACCUCAACACUUAACACAGCACCAACCUCCACCUCAACACUAAACACAGCCCCAACCUCCACCUCAACACUAAACACAUCACCUCCACCUCAACACUUAACACAGCACCAACCUCCACCCAAACACUAAACACAGCCCCAACCUCCACCCAAACACUUAACACAUCACCUCCACCCAAACACUAAACACAGCACCAACCUCCACCCAAACACUAAACACAGCACCAACCUCCACCCAAACACUUAACACAUCACCUCCACCUCAACACUAAACACAGCACCAACCUCCACCUUAACACUUAACACAGCACCAACCUCCACCUCAACACUUAACACAGCACCAACCUCCACCUCAACACUAAACACAGCCCCAACCUCCACCUCAACACUAAACACAUCACCUCCACCUCAACACUUAACACAGCACCAACCUCCACCCAAACACUAAACACAGCCCCAACCUCCACCCAAACACUAAACACAUCACCUCCACCCAAACACUAAACACAGCACCAACCUCCACCUCGACACUUAACACAGCACCAACCUCCACCUCAACAUCAGAAAUGUCCCCAGCGCCCUAAGCGUCCUUGUGCACAGGAACACAGAGCGGUGUGAGAGCUGCAUCCAGCCCGCGGGGCGUAGAUAUGGAUAUAGAACCCGCGGGGCAUAGAUAUAGAUAUAGAACCCGCGGCGCAUAGAUAUAGAUAUAGAACCCGCGGGGCAUAGAGACCAUAGAUAUAUCUAGAACCCGCGGGGCAUAGAGAUGGAGACCAUAGAUAUAGAUAUAGAACCCGCGGGGCAUAGAGAUGGAGACCAUAGAUAUAGAUAUAGAACCCACGGGGCAUAGAGAUGGAGGCCAAGAUAUAUCUAGAACCCGCGGGGCAUAGAGACCAUAGAUAUAUCUAGAACCCGCGGGGCAUAGAGAUGGAGACCAUAGAUAUAGAACCCGUGGGGCAUAGAGACCAUAGAUAUAGAUAUAGAACCCGUGGGGCAUGGAGAUGGAGGCCAUAGAUAUAUCUAGAACCCGCGGGGCAUAGAGACUGUAUAUCUAGAACCCACGGGUCAUAGAGAUGGAGACCAUAGAUAUAGAUAUAGAACCCGCGGGUCAUAGAGAUGGAGGCCAUAGAUAUACAGUGAGGAGCACAUGUAUUUGAUACCCUGCUAAAACAGGAAUAUAAAAUCAUCAUUUGACAAUUGAUCUUAAUGCCUUAACUCAAAAAAUUAGUACAAAUCAAACCGCCAAGGACACCAAUUUUCUUUGUGAUU
Sardina pilchardus (European sardine) is the source of this 2322-nucleotide messenger RNA. It is a transcript of the gene lyve1a, whose product is annotated as lymphatic vessel endothelial hyaluronic receptor 1a. Gene Ontology annotation, molecular function: hyaluronic acid binding; transmembrane signaling receptor activity. NCBI's taxonomy places the organism in Eukaryota, Metazoa, Chordata, Actinopteri, Clupeiformes, Clupeidae. The record is from RefSeq and is a predicted model, not a curated record. Gene Ontology annotation, cellular component: plasma membrane. Gene Ontology annotation, biological process: cell adhesion. The transcript has 6 exons. The coding region runs from base 73 to 921 and encodes 282 amino acids.